GAAAGCCUGCCUGCUAUGGAAGAUGUUGGUGAUUUAACUCAGUCAUCGGAGACAGCCUCAGAGUAUAGCAGGCCUCCCUGCCCUGAUUAUGAAGCUAUACUGAAGCUCGUUGAACGUCUCAGCCUGGAAUGCAAAGAUUCUGGUAGCCUAUUAAAAAUCCAGAAUGCAAUUCAUUCAUAUAAAAGGUUAACACAACUGAAAACUGGUCACUGCAAAGUACUUCAAGAGAAACUUCAAACAGUGGAGAAUGAAGUCAACGGACUACGUAAGAAGCUUGCAGACACAGAACGUGAACAACUCCAACAAGGACAAGAACUCUGCAAUGUAAGGUUUACUUUAAAACAAGAAGAAGAGAAGAGAAAAAUUGCCGUCUGGGUUUAUGACAAAAUGAAGGAGCAGCUGAGAGAAAAAGAAGAUCAAUAUAACAAAGAAGUUAAAAUGAAACAAAAACUUGAAAUUCGUGUUAGGGAACUGGAUAUGGAACUGAAGACUGUGAGACAUAAUCUUAACACAGUUUUAGAGGAAAGAAACUGCAUUGAGAGACAACUUUUCCAAGAACAGAGCACCAGAAUCAUACAGGAUGAGAUUCUGGCAAAUCACCUUCACAAACAAAAGGAGCUAAAAAUGGCACAAGAAAAAAUUAGCUCUCAGUUACAGGAAGCACUGGACCAACACAUAGAGCCCGCCCAAUGCGCGGAGGAGAUGCAGGACUGCAUACAAAAACUUGGACUUGAAAAUCACAAGUUAAAAGAGACAGCAAGAAAGCAAGCAGAGAAAAUUGAACAGUUAAAGAAAAAUCUACUAAGUGAAUUUAAGAGUGAUGAUCUUACUGAAAAACUGGAAUCUGCAUCUGACAAAUAUCUACACCUCUAUGAACAAAAUCAGCUGCUUCGGCGGGAGUUACUGUCUAUGAGAACAACACAAAGGAAAUGUGAAAAACUAAAGAAGCAUAAAAAGAAGUUAGAACAGGAAGUAGUUAGCCUCAGAAGUCACAUGAAAAGGAAUAUGAUAGAGUGUGGCCAACUAGAACAGUAUAAAUGGGAAAUCGAAGAGAAGACAAAGCAGGAAUUGGUGGGAAAGUUAAAACAAGUCAACCUAUUCUUGCAGACACAAGCAGCGUAUGAAGACAAGCUAGAGAAGUUAAGACAGAAACAGAACGCUUCAGUGCGAACUCAGAUGGAGCUCAGAAUAAGGGACCUGGAGUCUGAAUUCUCUAAGAUGAAAAGUCAAGUUGAUUGUAAUCAAAUAGAAAUGGAAAACUAUAAGCAGCUCUACCUAGCGGAAGUGAAAAUUAGAAAAUCAUUGUCAAAUAAAUUAAGCAAAACAGAUGAAAGACUGGCAGAGGUCAAAACCAAACUUCUCCUGGAGAGGAAACAGAACAGAGCUUCCCAAUACAGCAUGGUGGACAAAAGGCCUGCCUUGGAGCCCACUUGUCCUAGAGACAGUAAUAAAUUUUUCAUUCCAAGAAGUUUCUCAGGCGAAAUCAUGCUUCCUAAGUCAGACCUCUGGCACUCAAUUGAGACCAUGGAAAAUUGCAAGACCAAGAAAGAAGCUUCUUGGAUGGACGCUGAGACGAGCCCAGGUCCACAGCUCCUGAUGAAUCUGAAUCUGGACUCUGUAGAGUUCUCCUCUAGAGUUUACUCAUCUAUGAAGCUAGAGUCUUCCUAG
Messenger RNA from Mus caroli (Ryukyu mouse), 1668 nucleotides. Its product is annotated as ankyrin repeat domain-containing protein 26-like. NCBI's taxonomy places the organism in Eukaryota, Metazoa, Chordata, Mammalia, Rodentia, Muridae. The record is from RefSeq and is a predicted model, not a curated record.